This is a messenger RNA of Pyricularia oryzae 70-15, 1077 nucleotides long. Its product is annotated as enoyl reductase. The coding region runs from base 1 to 1077 and encodes 358 amino acids. The transcript is spliced from 4 exons. Gene Ontology annotation, molecular function: oxidoreductase activity, acting on NAD(P)H. The record is from RefSeq and is a predicted model, not a curated record. NCBI's taxonomy places the organism in Eukaryota, Fungi, Ascomycota, Sordariomycetes, Magnaporthales, Pyriculariaceae.
AUGUCUCGCAAAAAGGGGGGUGUGAAUGCCGCGCUGCUUGUCAAACCCAAGUACAUACACCUCUGGAAUAUAGUCAAGCCCGCCGAGCGGAAAGGACGGACAAACUGCUACGCAACUAGUCAAGAUAUCGGUCCUUUCGACACACCGCCUCUGAUCGAGCCGGGCCUCGUGGUCGACGAGCACGACAACGUAGUGGUGCGGGCAGACUGCCCGUUCCCGUCGCUGCCGGCGGACCAGGUGCUGGUGCGGGUGCGCGCGGUGGGCGUCAACCCCAGCGACACCAAGAUGCGCGGGCCGUUUGCGCUGCCGCAGGCGAUCCUGGGGGCGGACUUUGCGGGCGACGUGGUGGCGGUGGGCGCAGAGGUCAGGGACGUGGCGGUGGGCGACAGGGUCUGCGGGGCGCAGAACGAGCUGUUCAGGCCAGAGCCCGAGAGGGGCGCGUUUGCGGCCUACAAUGUGACUCGCGGGCGCAUGUGGAUGAAGAUCCCAGACGGCUGGUCCUACGAGGCCGCCGCCAGCCUGCCCGUCGGCCUGUGCACUGCGGGGCUGGCGCUGAGGCUGCUGGGGCUGCCGCUGCCUGACGCGCCCGUCGAGAAGGGGUCUCACGUCCUGAGCAACGGGGCCGAGGAGGUCUUUGACCGAAACGAUAAGGAAUGCGUGCAAAAGAUUAAAGCGUAUGCGAAAAACCUUAAAUACGCGCUCGACUGCAUCACCAGCGUCGAGUCCACCAUCCUCUGCUACGGCGCCCUCGGGCGCGCGGGCGGGCGAUACGUCUCCCUGGACCCCUGGCAGGAGCACGCGGCCACGCGCAGGGUGGUCAAGCCCGACUUCACCGUGGGACCCAGGGUGUUUGGCGAGGGCUGCACCUGGCCGGCGCCCUACGGCAGCGGGCCCGACGAGGAGCUCAGGGAGUUUGGCGUCAGGCUCUGGGACGUGGCCACGCGCCUGGUGCACGAGGGCAGGCUCAAGCACCACCCCCUGCGCGUGAUCGAGGGUGGGUUCGAGGCAAUUAUUGCCGGCAUGGACAUGAUCAAGGAGAAGAAGCUUUCUGGGACCAAGAUUGUGGUUCGGAUGUAA